Callithrix jacchus (white-tufted-ear marmoset) is the source of this 7339-nucleotide messenger RNA. RefSeq names its product thromboxane A synthase 1 (gene TBXAS1). NCBI's taxonomy places the organism in Eukaryota, Metazoa, Chordata, Mammalia, Primates, Cebidae. The record is from RefSeq and is a predicted model, not a curated record. Gene Ontology annotation, molecular function: iron ion binding; steroid hydroxylase activity; heme binding.
AACUCCAGAAUUAAUUACUUUAUUUAUUUAUUCUUUUUUUUUUUUUUUUUGAGAUAGGGUUUUGCUCUAUCCCCCAGGCUGGAGUGUAGUGGCACAAACGCGGCUCAAAGUCCUGGGCUCAAGUGACCCUCCCAUCCCAGCCUUUCAAGUAGCUAGGACUAUAGGUGUGUGCCACCACACCCCGCUAAUUUUUUUUUUUUUUAAACAGGAUCUUACUUAAUUGUCCUGGCUGGAGUGCAGUGGUGCAAUCUUGGCUCACUACAACUUCCACCUCCUGGGUUCAAGCGAUUCUUGUGCCCCAGACUCCUGAGUAGCUGGGACUACAAGUGUGCACCACCAUGCCUGGUUAAUUUUUGCAUUUUUUAUUUUUUAGUAGAGAUGAGAUUUUGCUAUGUUGGACAGGCUGGUCUCGAACUCCCGACCUUAUGUGAUCUGCUCGCCUCAGCUUCCCGAAGUGCUGGGAUUACAGUCAUGAGCCACCAUGCCCAGGCUCACCUGGCUAAUUUUUUUUUAACUAUUCCUCACUGAGUUUUUGAGACUUUUUUUUUAAAGAAAAAGAGAGAAAUAAGAAAGACAAAAGAGAAAAAAGAAUGAAAGAGAGGAAGAAAGAGGAAGAGGGAGAGAGAACAGGAGUAUUGCUUUAUUGCUCAGGCUAGAAUGCAGUCUAAAAAUGGGUAUUGAAAACCUCUUUUAUGCCAAUAAUUGUGCUUAAUAAUGGAGACAGGAAAAAAUGAGGGAAGAAAAUAACAAACAAGUAGCCAAACAAUAUUUCAUUUAAACCUGUGAGUAGGUGUGAUGUGGUACUGACAAGAGUGUAUAUUUUGUGUAUUUAAAGUGGAGAGUUCUAUAAAUGUUCAUUAAGUUUACUUGUUCCGGAUCUGAGUUCAAGUCCUGGAUAUCCCCGUUGAUUCUCUGUCUUGUUGAUCUAUCCAGCAUUGAUGAAGUCUCUUUGUAAGUCUUAUGUAUCCGGGUGUUCCUGUACUGGGUGCGUAUACAUUUAGGAUCGCUAGCUCUUCUUGUUGCAUUGAUCCCUUUUCCAUCUUUGCCUCUUUGGAUCUUUGUUGCUUCAAAAUCCAUUUCAUCAGAGGUGAGAAUUGCAACUCCUGCUUUUUAUUUAUUUAUUUAUUUUUGCUCUCCAUUUGGUUGGUAAAUCCUUCUCCAUCCCUCUGCUUUGAGUCUUUGUGUAUCCUUGCAUAUGAGAUGGGUCUGGAUGCAACAUACCAAUGGGUUUUGGCUGUGUCAUUUGAUUGGGGGAUUUAGUCGAUUUAAAUUUAGGAUUAAUAAUAAUAUAUGUGAGUUUAUUACUGCCGUUUGAUGUUAGUUGGCUGUUUUGCCCAUUAGUUGAUGUAAGUUCUUCAUUAUGUUGAUGCUCUUUACUUUUCGGUAUAUUUUUGGAAAGGCUAAUACUGGUUGUUCCUUUCUAUGUGUAAUGCUUCUUUCAGAAGUGCUUGUAAAACAGGCCUGGUGGUGAUGAAAUCUCUGAGUAGUUGCUUGUUCACAAAAGAUUUUAUUUUUCUUUCACUUGUGAAGCUUAGUUUGGCUGGAUAUGAAAUUCUGGGUUGAAAGUUCUUUUCUUUAAGGAUGUUGAAUAUUGGCCCCCACUCUCUUCUGGCCUGUAGGGUUUCUGCUGAGAGAUCUGCUGUGAGUCUGAUAGGCUUCCCUUUGUGGGUAACCUGACCUUUCUCUCUAGCUGCCCUUAGUAUUUUCUCCUUUAUUUCAACCCUGGUGAAUCUAACGAUUAUAUGCCUUGGGGUUGCUCUUCUUGAGGAAUAUCUUUGUGGUGUUCUCUGUAUUACCUGGAGUUGAAUAUUGUCCUGCUUUGCUAGGUUGGGAAAGUUUUCCUGAAUAAUAUCCCGAAGAGUAUUUUCCAGCUUGGAUUCAUUCUCUUCGUCACAUUCAGGUACACCUAUCAAAUGUAAAUUAGGUCUUUUCACAUAGUCCCAUAUUUCUUGGAGACUUUGCUCAUUCCUUUUUAUCCUUUUUUCUCUAUUCUUGUCUCUCGUUUUAUUUCAUUAAGUUGGUCUUCGACCUCUGAUAUCCUUUCUUCUGUUUGAUCAAUUCGGCUGUUAAAACUUGUGCAUACUUCACGAAGUUCUCGUGUUGUGUUUUUCAACUCCGUUAAUUCACUUAUAUUGUCUAUUCUCGUUAGCAUUUCAUCAAAUCUUUUUUCAAAGUUCUUAGUUUCUUUGCAUGGGGUUAGAACAAGUUCUUUUAACUCCCAGAAGUUUCUUAUCAUCCACCUUCUGAAGCCUACUUCUGAUAAUGGAACGCACUCGUUCUCCAUCAGGCCUUGUUCCGUUGCUGAUGAGGAACUGUUAUCCCCUGUAGAGGGAGAGGUGUUCUGAUUUUGGGUAUUCUCAGCCUUUUUAGGCUGGUUUCUUCCCUUCAUUAUAAAUUUAUCCAUCUGUCGUCUUUGUAAUUACCGACUUUCUAAUUAGGUUUCUGAGUGGACGUCCAAUUUAUUGAUUUCCAGCGCUGGAAUCUGAGCAACCCACUGCGCCGGCUAAAACAGCGGCAUUAAGAUUGAUGGUGCUUUUCUGCCCUGGAAUUUCCGGUCUGGUUUCCUUCUUGAGUUCAUCCUUCAAUCAGCUGAAUAGGUGACUCUGCCUUCCCGGUGCUCCAAACGUCGGCCAAAAGGGGACCCAGUCCUGUUUACUCAGUACCAAGAACCACUGCGCCGAGGCGCCGGCCACAAGAGUCGCGCUGGCAACCCGUGGGGCUCCUCCGCUGGGAAUCUCCUGGUCCGUGAGUUACAAAAAUUCAUCUGAAAAGUGUGGCAUCCUCUUGUUCUCUGCAGUUACACUGGGAGCUACGAUCUCGAGCUGCUAAUGAUCAGCCAUCUUGGAUCGCUCUCCUACCUGGCUAAUUUUUUGAUGCUUUGUAGAGAUGAGGGUCGUGCUGUGUUACCCAGAGUGGUGUCAAACUCCUGGACUCAAACACUGUCCUGCCUUGGCCUUCCAAAGUGCUAGUUUUGUAGGCAUGGGUCUCCACACCCAGACCACCAGAAAUUUAUUGUUUCACAGUUCUGGGCCAGAAGCCUGAAACUGAUGUGUCUAUAGGGCUACGUUCCCUAUGAAGUCUAUAGGGGAGAAUCCGCCCUUGCCUCUUUCUAGCUUCUAGUGGCUUGCUGAUUAUCUUUGACAUACCUUGUGGCCUCACUGCACUCCCUGCUUUCAUAGUCACUCGGCACUUUCCUGUGUAUCUCUGUCUUUACAUGGCCAUCUUCUUAUAAGGACACCAGUCAUACUGGAUUGAAGGGCCCCUGUACUUCAGUAUGACUUUAUUUUAUGCAUUUAUUUUUUUGAGACAGAGUCUCACUCUGUCGCCCCAGCUGGAGUGCAGUAGCACAAUCUUGGCUCACUGUAACCUCCUUCUCCCAGGUUCAAGAGAUUUUUUUACCUCAGCCUCCCAAGUAGCUAGGAUUACAGGCGUGUGCCACCACACCUGGCAAAUUCUUUGCAUUUUUAGUAGAGAUAGGGUUCCACCAUGUUGGCCAGGGUGAUCUCAAAGUCCUGGCCUCAAGUGAUCUGCCUGCCUUGGUAUCCCAAAGUGUUGGGAUUACGGGUGUGAGCCACUGCUAAUCAGUUAAGACUUCAUCUUAACUAAUUGCAUUUGCAGUGACCCUAUUUCUGAAUAAGGUCACAUUCUGAGAUCCUGGAGGUUAGGACUUCAACUUAUGUUUUUGGUGGUGAUACAAUUCAACCCAUUACACCUGGGUCCCAUGGAUUGUGGAUUAAGAACCUGCCAAGACAGUCAGAGGGCAGCAUGGAGACCCUGAGACCAGAGGGUAUGAAACGAGUGCAGAGAAGGAAGUGGUAGGGAGACAAAUAGAACCCAUUUUGCUAUUUUGCCCAUAAAUUUGGUAGCAAUGAUCUCUCCCUGCAGAUUUGGGUAUAGGGACUUGAGUGACUGAUGGCAAUAGUUGGUGAAUUUCCACAGCUGAAGAUACUCAAGUUCUAGAUUGGAGUCGAGGCUACAAAGGGAAGUUCGUGGUUGUUUACAGGACACUCUCUACAGAUGUCAUAUGUUUGAAAAUGUCUGAAUUUUGUGCAUAGACACACUAGCAGUAUUUUCAUAAGUGGAGUUACAUAAUUAGGGCAUGGACUUGCAUAAUAAUUAGCAUGUAUAAUUAGGCACAGGCUUCUUGUCCUUUAGACAAUCAAGACAUCUAAUUACAAAAUUAAGAUGUAAUUAUGUGGUCCAAGGUCUGCAUCUUUUUUUCUACCCAUUAGAGAUUACAUUUAGAAAAUAAUUCCAAAAAGCUGAUGAAGAAAUGAACGUAGACGUCGAUUUGAUGGUGUUAAGGAAAGUGUUAAGGGCUGGUAAGUUUCCUUUGGUCUUUCCUCUCAGUUGUCAGGGGAAUUAUUUAAAACAUUAUAGUCCACUUGAAAGAAUAACUUUUACCAACUGUGCAGUCGACCUUCGGUACUCACACUAAUGAAGAGGAGUGUUGGUAUGACUAAUCCGUGGCAUUCACGCCUGGCUCCUGAGUGUCGUUUGUAAUCACACUUGAACAUGGACCUAAAUGUGAUGUACUGGGAAUUCAUUCAAACCUAUUAAUGCAGCCAUGCAGUGGAAAUCUUAGGACAGCUUGGGAUAGAGGACAUCCUGCCUUUCCAUUCUGCCCUGGUUCUCCCUUGUGACCACUUUAAAAAUCGACCCAUUGGCCAGGCAUAGGGGCUUAUGCCGUUAGUCCCAGCACUUUGGGAGGCCAAGGCAGGAGGACUGCUUGAGGCCAGGAGUUAAGACCAGCCUGGGCAACAUAGUGAGACCCUGUCUCUACAAAAAAUCUCAAAUACUUGUUAGGAAUGGUGGCACAUACCUGUUGUCUCAGUUACUUGAGAGGCUGAGGCAGGAGAAUCACUUGAGCCCAGGAGUUUGAGGCUGCACUGAGCCUCCAUUGCACUCCGGCCUGGGUGACAGAGAGACCCUGUCUCUAAAUAAAUAAAUAAAUAACACAUUGUUCAGAAUAAUGCAAACCAGCACCUAAGCUGUGUUGUCCUUUCCCUGGAUAUUUGAGUAUUUUUAUUUUAAGUGCUCCUUAUUGACUGCAGGUGGGAAAGAUCAAAGACUAUAGCAAAUACUCCGUCCUUCGAAAAAGAGCAAUUCUUAUAGCAGUAAUUGUUUGAAUUCCAAUACACAGAGAAAGCUAGAUUGUAGUGAUAUUCACCAUGUUUUUCCUUGCCCUUAAAUUGUGAUUUGGCUGAUCUCUAUGUGAUGCUAAACAACCAGUUUGACAUAUUAAUUUUGCUGAACUAACUGAACUUUUGACCUAAUUGGCUGCUGGUUAGGGAUCAGAGCCAUAUGUGCAGGUUUUUCUAAGCCAGUUCUGACUUUAACUGUGUUAUCCUUCUGUUCCUAUAAACUGUUGAAAUAACCGAGUAAUUCCAAUGUUUUGACAGCCACACUGCACUUCUCAGACUGCUGCUUUCUCCUGGAAAGUGGCACAGAAAUCUGUCGGACCACGCUUCCUGAUUUUUGGUUAAGAAAAUAUGCUUCCCAUAUGGUUGCAGGCCGAGAAAACAAAGACUUAAAGAGGUCAGAGCGGGGCAGUUGGACUACAUCAUCUCUAAGGCAUCUCCAACUCACAGGUUUCGGGAUACCUGGAUCUCCAGCCGGUCACUCAACAGGAGGUACUCCAUGUCAGCAUUCUCAAGACUGGAGACGUUAGGCAUCAGACAUCCCAAGCCUUCUCCUUUUAUUGGAAACUUGACGUUUUUCCGCCAGGGUUUUUGGGAAAGCCAAAUGGAGCUCAGAAAGCAGUACGGACCUCUGUGUGGGUACUAUCUUGGUCGUCGGAUGUUUAUUGUUAUUUCCGAGCCGGACAUGAUCAAGCAGGUGUUAGUCGAGAACUUCAGUAACUUUACCAACAGAAUGGCAUCGGGUUUGGAGUUCAAGUCCGUAGCCAACAGUGUUCUGUUUUUACGUGACAAAAGGUGGGAAGAGGUCAGAGGUGCCCUGAUGUCUGUUUUCAGUCCUGAAAAGCUGAACGAGAUGGCUCCCCUCAUCAGCCAAGCCUGCGACCUUCUCCUGGCUCAUUUAAAACGCUAUGGAGAUUCUGGGGACGCAUUCGACAUCCAGAGGUGCUACUGCCGUUACACCACAGAUGUGGUUGCCAGUGUCGCCUUCGGCACCCCGGUGGACUCCCAGCAGGCCCCUGAGGAUCCCUUUGUGAAACACUGCAAGCGUUUCUUCGAAUUCUGCAUCCCUAGACCUAUCCUGGUUUUACUCUUAUCAUUUCCAUCCAUAAUGGUCCCACUGGCCCGGAUUUUGCCCAAUAAGAACCGAGAUGAACUGAAUGGCUUUUUUAACAAACUCAUUAGGAAUGUGAUUGCCUUGCGGGACCAGCAAGCUGCCGAAGAGAGGCGGAGAGACUUCCUCCAAAUGGUCCUGGAUGCCCGACAUUCUGCAAGUCCCGUGGACGUGCAAGACUUUGACAUUGUCAGAGACGUCUUCUCCUUUAUCGAGUGCAAGCCGAACCCUUCCCGGCAACACCAGCCCAGAGCCUUGGCCAGGCCUUUGACGGUGGAUGAGAUUGUGGGCCAGGCCUUCAUAUUCCUCAUCGCUGGCUAUGAAAUCGUCACCAACACACUUUCUUUUGCCACCUACCUACUGGCCACCCACCCCGACUGCCAAGAGAAGCUUCUGAGAGAAGUGGACCUUUUUAAGGAGAAACAUGUGGCCCCUGAGUUCUGCAGCCUCGAGGAAGACCUGCCCUAUCUGGACAUGGUGAUUGCAGAGACGCUGAGGAUGUACCCACCAGCUUUCAGGUUCACACGGGAGGCGGCUCAGGACUGCGAGGUGCUGGGGCAGCACAUCCCCGCAGGUGCCGUACUGGAGAUGGCGGUGGGUGCCUUGCACCAUGACCCAGAGCACUGGCCAAGCCCUGAGACCUUUGACCCUGAAAGGUUUACCGCUGAGGCCCGGCAGCAGCACCGGCCCUUCACGUACCUGCCCUUUGGGGCCGGCCCACGCAGCUGCCUCGGGGUACGGCUCGGGCUGCUGGAAGUCAAGCUGACACUGCUCCACGUGCUGCACAAGUUCCGGUUCCAAGCCUGCCCUGAGACCCAGGUACCACUGCAGCUAGAAUCCAAAUCUGCUCUAGGUCCAAAAAAUGGUGUCUAUAUCAAGAUUGUACCCCGCUGACACAGAAGGCUGCCAGGGGAGGGAGGGCACCCCCAAAUUCAAAAAAAGCCCUAAGUGUGAAAAUUCAGAUUUUUGGGAAAAUGUCACUGAAGGGAUUGAAAGAGUCCUGGUGUGCAAGGAUAAAAGAAGUUAUCUGUGUAACAUUUCCUAAAUGCUUAAUAAACGUUUGUUGCGCUAGGUUUUGACAUUGCCA